This is a messenger RNA of Prionailurus viverrinus (fishing cat), 1981 nucleotides long. It is a transcript of the gene WNT9B, whose product is annotated as Wnt family member 9B. Gene Ontology annotation, biological process: neuron differentiation; cell fate commitment; multicellular organism development. The record is from RefSeq and is a predicted model, not a curated record. The coding region runs from base 399 to 1547 and encodes 382 amino acids. Gene Ontology annotation, cellular component: extracellular region. The transcript is spliced from 2 exons. Gene Ontology annotation, molecular function: frizzled binding; cytokine activity. Lineage: Eukaryota; Metazoa; Chordata; Mammalia; Carnivora; Felidae.
GUCUCUCUCUGUCCCAAAAAAAUAAAUAAACGUUGAGAAAAAAAAAAAAAAAAGAAAUAAGGCAGUGAUAGUACAUGGGAGGCCAGCUGCUGUCCGUGGUGGGGAAGGGCCUGGGAUGGAGCUGCUGCUACUCCCCAAAGGGUGCUGCCAGCACCCAGGUGCGCUGGAGAGCAGGCGGGGGUGGGGGCAGGUUUGCGCCACGGCCCACAAGAACACGAGAGAAGUGACGGUCCCGGAAGGGCAUGGGAUGGUCAGUCUGGAACAAGUCACGCGGGAGACUCAGGGUCACGCCGUCAUUAGGUCCGCUCCACGGUAGGUAGCAGAGAGCGACAUUUCAGAGGCGUCCUGAAACGCACGGAGCCCACAGAGCAUAUUUCAGGGGACCGGGGGCCUCAGAAAUGGGUCCAGCUGGCUCACACGCGGGCUUCGGGUCGAGAUCAGCGGUUUGGCCCCGCUCUGCCUCUCACCAGGUGCCGAGUCGCUUCUGUUUGCAUCUCAGCCUUCUCGUGUGUCCCGUAGAGUCAGGCGCUCCUGUCUGCCGCCCUGGGAGCCCGGGCAUACGCUCCAUAGUGAAUUUGAAAGUUCCGUCUAAAGGGCAGCAGCUUGCAGCCCGAGUCUCAGGCGCGGGUGUCACAAGGGUGCCCCGGGCCACGUCCUCAGGUCCAUAUGACCCUCGUCCGGCUCGUCACAUCCCCCCCCCCCCCCCCCCGUCAGCUCUUCUGCCCUCAGAGGGUAAAGGGCAGCCUCUGACCCCCCUCUCUCCCCUCCCUCCCGGAUCCCCCCCCCCGCCCCGGGUGCCCGGCCCAGGUUUCAAGGAGACGGCCUUCCUGUAUGCAAUGUCCUCCGCUGCCCUCACCCACACUCUGGCCCGGGCCUGCAGCGCCGGGCGCAUGGAGCGCUGCACCUGUGAUGAUUCUCCGGGCCUGGAGAGCCGGCAGGCCUGGCAGUGGGGCGUGUGCGGCGACAACCUCAAGUACAGCACCAAGUUCCUGAGCAACUUCCUGGGGCCCAAGAGAGGAAGCAAAGACCUGAGGGCACGGGCGGACGCUCACAACACUCACGUGGGCAUCAAGGCAGUGAAGAGUGGCCUCAGGACCACAUGUAAGUGCCACGGUGUGUCGGGCUCCUGUGCCGUGCGCACCUGCUGGAAGCAGCUCGCCCCGUUCCGCGAGACGGGCCAGGCGCUAAAACUGCGUUAUGACUCAGCUGUCAAGGUGUCCAGUGCCACCAACGAGGCCUUGGGCCGCCUGGAGCUGUGGGCGCCCGCCCGGCCAGGCAGCCCCACCAAGGGCCCGGCCCCGCGGCCCGGGGACCUGGUCUAUAUGGAAGACUCGCCCAGUUUCUGCCGGCCCAGCAAGUACUCGCCCGGCACGGCGGGCAGGGUGUGCUCCCGGGAGGCCAGCUGCAGCAGCCUGUGCUGCGGGCGGGGCUAUGACACCCAGAGCCGCCUGGUGGCCUUCUCCUGCCACUGCCAGGUGCAGUGGUGCUGCUACGUGGAGUGCCAGCAGUGCGUGCAGGAGGAGCUCGUGUACACCUGCAAGCAUUAGGCCUGCGGCCCGGUGUGCCAGGGGGGCGCUGCCAGGACCCCGCGGUGCUCGGCCACGUGGAGGCCCCCCAGGCAGGCGCACGCGGCGUGCACCCCGAAGUCGGUGCGCGCGCGCACUCCUCUCCACUGGUCCCGGCAGCCCUCCCCUCCCCCGACACCCAGCAAAGAGAGGUUGCGGGGGGACUGGAACUGAGGGUCCCCAACCCCGUUGGAGCAGGAGAGCAGAGUAGGAAAGGAUGCGGGGGGAAUAAGGGAGACCAAAGGAGGAAGGACUGAGGGUUUUUUGAGGGGGGACCACCUCGCUGUCUCAAUUCCUCGGAUGAGUGGCCUAGAGCCAGCCAGGCUGGGCCAGCAGGGCGCUGGGAGGCAGUGUCAGCGUGUGGCUUUGCUGGGCUAGAGGUGGGGGCGGGGGGCGGGGCGGGGAAGGCCAGGUGG